Motacilla alba alba is the source of this 1439-nucleotide messenger RNA. RefSeq names its product store-operated calcium entry regulator STIMATE-like. The transcript has 8 exons. Bases 95 to 898 code for a protein of 267 amino acids. NCBI's taxonomy places the organism in Eukaryota, Metazoa, Chordata, Aves, Passeriformes, Motacillidae. Gene Ontology annotation, cellular component: membrane. The record is from RefSeq and is a predicted model, not a curated record.
UCGGGGCCGCCUUUGUGCGGGGCCGGGGCUAUCCCAUCCCCAUUCCCAUCCCCAUCCCCGCUUCGUCCCGCACCUUCCCGUCCCAGCGCAUCCCAUGGCCGCUCCCCGGCCGGCGCACGGCUGCGGCAGCGGAGCGCUGCUGGGGCGCUUCGGGGUGCUGCUGCAGGCGCUGCUGGCUCUCUGCGCCUUCAGCACCCUCAUGCUGAAACGAUUUAAGGAGCCAAAGGCAGAGAGGCGUCCCUGGAGGAUAUGGUUUUAUGACACCUCCAAGCAAGCAAUAGGUGCCCUCUUCAUCCACUUUGCCAAUGUUUUUCUGUCUGAUCUCACUGAGGAGGACCCUUGCUCUCUCUACCUUAUUAAUUUCAUCCUGGAUGCCACGCUGGGGAUGCUGCUGAUCUGGCUGGGUGUGAAAGUUGUCUCCUGGAUUGUUCAGCACAAGAAAUACACAUACCUGGUCUUUGGGGAGUAUGGUGACCCUCCACAAGCUGCUGCCUGGAUUGGCCAGUGUAUCCUCUACUUGCUGAUAAUGGUUUUUGAGAAGACUGUGAUUAGCCUUGUCCUGCUUAUCCCUGGUUGGACAAAGCUUCAGCAGAUCCUCCUGGGUUACAUCCCAAACCCUCAGCUGGAGCUCGUCCUGGUGAUGUUUGUUGUGCCUUUCAUAGUCAAUGCCAUUAUGUUCUGGGUUGUGGACAGCUUGAUCAUGAGAAAAUACAAGCAGAAGGAUACCCUAGACAUCAAUGGAUCCACAGAAACUCCUCGGGCCAGGAGGACUGAGGAAUCUCAGGUAUUGCUGUCUCCAGACAUGGAUUUUGAUCAGUCUGAAAGCGACCAGGAUAUUUCAGGACUCUGGGGAACCAACCAGAAGAUGAAGCAGCCCAGCUAUCAAGUGGUGAUCUGACAACAGCGGGACAAGGGAGGUGGAGGAAGGAGCAACACUGUGAUCCUUGAGCUGGCCAAGGAAGGGCAGGGUGGGGAAAACUGAGUGACCCUUGUGGAUCUACAGAGAUCCUUUUGCCUGCCUCAUCUUAGAGCUGUCCUGCAGUUGUCCUGUGGGUGCUGUCUGUGCAUCCUGUACAGGCUUGAGCAGUAUCUGCUUUACCUGCCUGCCCCACAUGCAGGCACGUUGAGGUUGGGGAUACAGGGAUGGAUUUUCCCUGGCUGGACAACUGGGUGUGACUUUUUUUUUUUCUUCUGUCACGGCUAGAGACUGAAAUGAAAAUAUUGUCUGUUUUUUUAAUAGAAAAAGAAAAAAAAAAGAGGCUCUAUUCUGUAGUACCUGAACUGUGACACUUUUAUAUGCACAAUGCUCAAGAGAAUUGGUUUGCAAUAUGUAUUUAAAUGUCUUGAAUUGGGAAGCUUGUCCCAGUGGAUCUGAUUCUUUUUACUGUUUUAUAAGGAAUCCAAUAAAUAUUUGACCUAAAAUUGCUUCAUAGAUUAAA